AUCUUAUCAUUUAGCAAAACAGUAGCGACACUGCAUAUUAUUAUUUAUUUAUUUUGCGGGUGGACACUGCAUAUUAUGGCAUAGAUUCUUUUCCUUACAUAUAUGCUACCAAAGUGACGCCAUGGUCCAUCUCCAUAGUGUUGUUCGAUGGCUUUAUUAUAAUUAACGAUGGCCAUCACCACGACACUGCCUUUUCCUGCACGUACAUAAUUACCAUUCCUUUCCUAGAAAAUGGAAAUAUAUCGUCAUCAACUAAUGAGAAUUGCUACCACUACCAGUUGGCACGGUAGCACCGUCUGCGUCCUAUAUAACUCCUCGCUGUUUUUCCCGCAACUCAUCUCAGUAGAUCGUUCGCCACUUGUACUAGUUAACAUAUACAAGUACUACGUACUCGGACGUGAUGGCUAACUCGACCGCCUUGAUCCUUCUGAUCUCAUCGGUCCUGCUAGCCGCAGCUGCCUACAUCCGCCGUGAGCCAGGCCACGCGGACGGAAGCUUCGCCGACGCACACCUCCACUUCUACAUGCACGACGCCUACGGCGGCCCGCGCCCCACGGCCGCGCUCAUCGUCACUGGAAGGGAGCCGCUCCCACUACCGUCUGACGACGGCGCCACCGACCAGGAGACAACCUCCUCCUCCCCGCGGAGGUUCGGCGACAUCGCCGUGAUGAACAACGCGCUCACGGAGGGGCCCGAGCGCGGCAGCGCACGAGUCGGCACGGCGCAGGGGUUCACCGUGCGCGUCGCGGAGCACGGCGCCGUGAACGACCUAAGCCUGCACCUCGUGCUCGAGGCCGGCGGGUACGGGGGGAGCUCGCUGGCGGUGAAGGGCAGGGUGGACACGGGCGCCGCGGUGCGGGAGUCCAUAAUCGUCGGCGGCACCGGCCGCUUCCGCUUCGCGACGGGCUACGCGCUGAGCAGGAGCUACGACUACGACGUCGCCAGCGGAGGAGUCGUGGAGAUCGAUGUGUCUGGGUCCCACAUGCCAUCACGUUGGAUGAAAUAGUAAAAAGAAAGAAAAGGGCGUGUUGGCAGGAUUCGAGCCCAGUGCACAACACCAAGAAUAGAUGUAUGUGCAACAUGGAGAUGCACUCCUAUUUAUAAUAAGGCUACUGGGCGGAAUAAUAAAGAAAACGUUGAUUCGUGGGAAUUCAAACUCAGGAGUUCAAUUUUUUUGUUCUUUUAACGGUACCAGGAGCUCUUUUUUUUUAGGUUUUCGGUUUUCUUUUAGGGUAGAACACUGUAGCGAGUUAGCCGAUAAACCAAACAAGGGGGGCGUAUCUGGCGCACCGGGGUAUUUGUUGCUGCCUAUGCACCGGACCCCCGUUGCACAUUCAAAUUUUUUGAAAAAAAACAAAAAUAAUUUUAGCGCCAUUCGGAAAUAAUUUAGUGCAUUAACAUAACCUUAAUGUAUGUUGUCACAAAUAAUCAAAUAAAAACAACAUUGGUCGAGAUACAAACACUCCAACCAGACAAGACAGCCCGCCCAAGCUGACAACGCUCUCAGCCUCUCCGAAGUGAACAAUUAUGAGCUAGAUGUAUAUAUAUCGUGUUGCUCUUUACCUCUUCAAGCAUUUCUAUUUUUUAUUUUACUAUAUGUGGCACUUUUAUGGGCCCGCACAAUUGUUUUUCAAUUUCAUGUUUAAUUUUUUGAUAUUAUUUUCCCUGUUUAAAAAAAAUAUGUAAGAAAAUAUUACCACUGUAUAUGGACGGAGGUACCGUAUAUGCACUAUGCGACAAGUUAUAGCACUACUUUUAUGUAUUUUGCAAGUUUGGGCACUAAACUGAUCGCAGCGGACAAGUUAAGGCAGCUAUGGGGUAUUUAACUCUCUUUUAAAAGAUUUCACUAUAGACUACAUACGGAGCAAAAUGAAUGAAUCAAUACUCUAAAAGGCGUCUAUAUACAUCCGAAUGUAGUUUCUAUAGUGGAAUCUUUAAAAGACUUACAUUUAGGAACGGAGGAAGUAUGCUGCAUGCAUGUCUGGCCGGCGUAUGCGUCGAGUGAGCAUACUGAAUUUCAACCGAUGACAUCUAGGGGACAAAAUGAAAAAAAGAGAUAAUUGCGUGAGCAACCUCACAGUUUCAAGUAUGUGUGUUUUAGACACAUGUGUUGCAAAAAUAUGCACCUUUAUGGCCUUUGGUUUUUUGUUUUCGAGAAGAUAUCCAAAGUGCUGAUAUGUAUCCUAUACCCGAUAUUUAUCAAGGAAAACAAGAGUUCAUACAAA
Molecule: messenger RNA, 2225 nt
Organism: Aegilops tauschii subsp. strangulata
Lineage: Eukaryota; Viridiplantae; Streptophyta; Magnoliopsida; Poales; Poaceae
Product: dirigent protein 1
Source: RefSeq, a predicted model, not a curated record